CAUCCGGCCAUAUUUGAUUUCCAGCUGUUUUCGCAGAAGCCUCUCCGAGCCAGACAACCCCCCUAAGAUAUAUUAAAGUGCGCCGUCUGCAUUCGGAGAUAUAAUCCAGAGACUAUACCACUCCGCUCUCUAUUCUCGACCACGUGAUUGUCUAAAUAAUUAAUGCAGCACGUCCCCCUAGAAACGCGGCGUCGUCAUUAAUCGCAAGGACUCUAUCAGACUUGAAAACUGAAGAGAUCCCCCAAGAAAAUAAUAUCCGAUACUCGGCGCAAGUGUAGUCCCGCACAGUAGCAGCACAUCUGAACCGAUGGAUGCUUGGGUCGAAAUGGAAGCAGUGAUGAAUGCGUGAGGAAAAUAAACGAGAUCUGCGCAGAUUUCGCUCACGGACUGGAGAAACGGUGGGAAACACCAAUCACGUGAAUAAAACGACACCAUCCAUGCCAUUGGAUAGAGUUGCCCUAUAGCGCAUUGGCUCUAAAUCCACAAAAUGCAGAAAGCAACAUACUACGACAACUCUGCACUCUUUGGAGGCUACACGUACCCCAAACCAGACUCUUACAGCUACGGCCCCGCACACCAGUCCUACCCUGCCCCCAGCAUCGAGAGUGACUACCAGGGCCCGGUGUGUCCCAUCCAGACCUCCGCGGUCCGGCCUCCGGCCCUCAAAGAUAAUGACCUGAAUGGAGACUGCAUGCGCCAGAGCAGCAGUCAGAGUAGCAACAGCAGCAACCAAGCAAACGGCAUCUCCGAGCAGCCGCCGCCCCCUCUGUCCGCAUCCUCCCCCGGGCCCAACAACUCUGCAUCCCAAAAGAAGAAGUCCCCAUCCAGCAGCAGCGCAUCCGGGGCUGCAACACCGGCCCUCACCAAGCAGAUCUUCCCCUGGAUGAAGGAAACCCGGCAGAACGCCAAGCAGAAGGGCAACAGCUGCGCGACUGCAGGCGGGGAGGUGAGUGAUGAGAAAAGCCCACCGGGACCGGCCUCCAAACGGGUCAGAACUGCGUACACCAGCGCGCAGCUCGUGGAGCUGGAGAAGGAGUUCCACUUCAACCGCUACCUGUGUCGACCCCGGAGAGUGGAAAUGGCCAAUCUGUUGAAUCUCACCGAGCGCCAAAUCAAAAUCUGGUUUCAAAACCGGAGGAUGAAAUACAAAAAGGACCAGAAGUCCAAGGGCCUGGCGCACUCCCCGCUGGGCCACUCCCCGGACCGCAGCCCGCCGCUGAGCGGCCCCAACCACGGUGCUUACUCCGGCCAGCUGCAGAGCGUCGGCGGCCUCGGCUACGACGCGCCGUCGCCGCCGUCGUUCGCCAGCAAACCCCAGCAGAACAUGUACGGCCUGGCCGCGUACACGGCGCCGCUGGGCGGCUGCAUCCCGCAGCAGAAGAGGUACCCGGGCCCCGAGUACGAACACCACGCCAUGCAGAGCAACGGCGGCUUUGCCAACGCCAAUUUGCAAGGCAGCCCCGUUUACGUGGGCGGGAAUUUUGUCGACUCCAUGCCGGCCUCGGGCCCCAUGUUCAACCUGGGCCACCUCCCGCACCCCUCCUCCACCAGCGUGGACUACAGUUGCGCCGCUCAGAUACCGGGGAAUCACCACCACGGACCCUGUGAUCCCCACCCCACCUACACGGACCUCUCCUCUCACCAAGCGUCUCAGGGAAGGAUUCAGGAAGCGCCGAAACUGACGCAUUUGUGAAGCCUGAAUUAUUGGUGACGCGUUAAAUCGACGCAGGCCCCUACGCCGUAGGGUUACGGCGUAGCCUACGCCGUAGGGUACGCGGCGACGCGCACCGCUCUGCGUUGGUAAACGCGGAACCAUAAAUCAGCCUGAAUUAUGGCUCCGCGUUAAAUCAACGCAGAGUCUACGCCGUAAGGUGCGCGUCGUCGCGGUACCCCAUGCCGUAGGCGUCUGCGUCGAUUUAACGCGGAACCAUAAAUCAGCCUUAAUAUGUGAUCUUUUUUUUCUUGUGCGUGCGUGCGUGCGUGUGCGUGUAUGUCUGUCUGUGCGUGUAUGUCUGUGUGUAUGUGUGUGUGUGUGUGUGUGUGUGUGCCAAAAUUAUGUUGCGCUCUUUUUCUAUUACCUCACUUAGUCUAAUACCUAAACUCCAAGCGAGUCCCGUGUAUUAUUAUUACAGUAUUAUUGAUAUUACUAUUAAUGCUAUUGUGUGAUUAUUUUUUAAAUAAUGCCGCUUUGUCCAUUCCUCUUGAACAUUGGGAGAUGCGCAGAGGCACGCUAUGCCUGGUUGUCAAUAGUUCUUUGGUUUUGUUGGUUUGUUUGUUUAUUUGUUUUAUUCUCAAGUGCAAUGCGCAAUGUUUGAUUGAAUAUGUCACGCCGUUACUUGAAGGUAAGUCUUGUAGAUCAUGAAAGUAGAUGCUCAUCCUUAGACUGAAGGAUUCUGGGGGGGGGGGGGGAAAUGUCCCCCUCUGUUUGUUAGGACCUCGUUCUCCUCAGCGUAUUUAUUUAUUGCCUCAUUAUUAUUAUUAUUAUUAUUAUUUUUGCAUAAUCCUUCGCACUAGCAUAUAUCCUAUUUAUUAUUUAAUUGCCUUUGUAUUGCACAUUAUUUAUCAUUUGUGGAGUCAGUUGAAAGAUUGGGCAGAAACAGUGCACUUGGAAGUGUUUUGGAAAACAGGGUUUGGAAUAUGCUACGACUCGUAGUGAACUGAUUUUGGGGAAUGACGAGCAUCUUUCAUUGUAAAUCUGGUAUAAAUGGGGCUUUUAUAGUGUAUAAACAUCACUAUAUGUCCAUGGUUACUCUCGUGUCAAACCUUAAGCGAAACGUAGACUAUCGAAGUAUCAAAUAUUAUACACACCAGCAUGUCAUUUUGUGUAGUCCAUUGCUAUUUUUUGAUUUGUCUUCCAUUGUUAUUCCAUUCAGCUGGAUAUCCAUAAAUUUAUGAAACUCUAAUGAUAUUGAAAUGUUAUAUUUUAUUGUGUUUAACAUUUUUGUAAAUAAAGUGCUUAAACUUGUA
Molecule: messenger RNA, 2967 nt
Organism: Cololabis saira (Pacific saury)
Lineage: Eukaryota; Metazoa; Chordata; Actinopteri; Beloniformes; Belonidae
Gene: hoxd3a
Product: homeobox D3a
Exons: 4
Coding region: 488-1693 (401 amino acids)
Biological process (GO): regulation of transcription by RNA polymerase II
Cellular component (GO): nucleus
Molecular function (GO): DNA-binding transcription factor activity, RNA polymerase II-specific; RNA polymerase II cis-regulatory region sequence-specific DNA binding
Source: RefSeq, a predicted model, not a curated record